AAGCCAGGAUUGGUUUAUUCUCAUAUGAACAAAACUGAGAAAGGAGGAAAGUCCAGGGUGUGUUGAUGUUGAGAAUAGGAAAUAAGUUCACAUAUGCCUAAAGUUACUUAUUUUCAGUGAGAGCAUUGUGACCUUGAAUUAGCAAUGUGUUUUAUUUAUUAUUAGAUUAUUUAAUAAACAUUUUGAUCAAGAGACAUCCAUGAUUAGGGGAGUUUUGUUUUUCAUUUUCAGUAAUAAGAUUGUAUGUGAAGGAAGAACUGGAUUAUAUAUGAUUUAUUUGACUCUAUACAUUCAUUAAAUUUCACAUCUUGGCCUAGAUAUCCUAAGUGUUAGCCCAAAGAAUUGACAGAGAGCAGUGAUUCUCUUAUACUUAUGGUUAUAAGGAUACCAGGAAAGCUUGUUUUACAAAAUUCUGUGUCUACUAAUACCUGGUAUUUUUUAUAUUAUUUAAAGGCAAAUGAUCAAUGCUUUAAUGCAUUUUCCUCUGUUAAAACCGAAAGCCUGUGGGCACAGUCUGAGAGCCUUGUGCAGGGAAGGGCUGUCUCCAGGGGAGGCAUGUUUCUGGAAGAUUUAGAUUUAUAUUUUUAAUGACUUUACAGUUUUACCUACCAUGGUUUGAUAUGUCUCAGAAACAUGCAUGUCAAAUAUAAGUAAAUAAGUAUAUAUACUCAUACAUGAAAUAUAACACUGAGUUCUUUGGUAGUUUUUAUAUACAUUUAUUUAAUGAAAAUUACACAAAACAAUCAGGUAUUGUGCCAAAAAGGUGUUUCCCAGCACAUAAAAUCUGGAACCAGACCAUUCCUGGGUAGCUAGAUUAGGGAUGAUUCUCUGGAGGAAGUUUGGCUGUACCCUCUUAAUGAAUACCUUGAUUUUUCAAUGGACUAUUCAGCUGCAUAACAGGACAAUUAAGUUCAUUUUCAGCCUUCUGCUAUAUUAGUAUAAUCUUAUGGAAAUAGUUGUUAAUAAAGCCGUUUUGUUCUAAAUUGAUUUUAUUUUAUGUAAUUCUAGCCUUUUUACUUAGAAAAGAAAAUAAUUGAAGAGCCAGUAUAUGGUUACCUUAUGCUGCUUUUUAUUUGUCCCUUCCAUUAGUGUAUUUCAUGGUCUUCUCUCUGAUCUCUAUUUUUCAUAGAUAAUUCUUCCUUGGAGGACUCCUGGAUUUCAUGCUGCUCUUGGAUGUUUGGGCCUUCCUCAGUGUCCUGCCUCACUUGGGCCUGCUUGACUAGGAAUUAAAUCUUCAAAAAAGAAGAUCACUUUAACUGUCCAUCAUGACUACCAUGGAGACAAUGCCUGAGAAAGAAAAAUGGUCUACAUUAGAUGUAAUGAAGCAAGAUUUUUUUCAAGAGGCAAAAAAUCUCAUUGCUGAACAUGAGAACAUAAAGGAGAAUAAAGUUCAAGGUACUUCUAUAAAUGUUUUUAAAAAUAAACACCAAAAACCAAAAUCUAUCAAAUACAUACCUUUGGAUGUUAAAAAAAAGGAAGUACUUGAUGUGGUUCAUGAACAUCAAAAAGCACUCAGAAAUAUUUGUCCCAAGGAACUUCCCAAAAGUGAACAUGUUGAAGAGACCUCACAGCGAACUUGCUUUAAGAAGCCUCAACUUCUUAGUAUAAAAGAAAAGCUUGAGUCCACAGCUCAUAGUACAGAAGAACAAGUUAAACUGGGUAAAAUUGUGACAGAUAUUGACUCAGUGAGCAAAAAAAUGGAGAAAGAAAAACAAAACCUUGAGAAUUCCAGAUUUUUGGCAUCAUUAUAUGACCUUCCUGCCUAUUUUGGCCUGCCCCUACCACCUGGGACCUCUUCAAUGGGACUUCUGAAAGAACGUGACAAAGCAUUCUAUGAUUGGAGAGGAAUUGUGUCGAUAAGGUCUGUCUAUUUGGCUCCGGACUCCAGUCGGGUUAAUUUCCCUGGACCAUUAGAAACGUUUCAAGGUUAUCAUAUGAAACAGUUUAUGAAAAGAAAGCAAAAACUUAUCAAGCCAGAACCAAAGUCAGAACUCAGGUUAAAAAGUAUUCCAGAUAAAAUUGAUAAAGUUGACAGUAAAGUUAAAAGAAUUGGACCACAUAUAGAGAUCUUCCAAGUUUUCCGAGAAAAAAACAAAUUUUUAAUGAGCAAGAAAAUGGUUAAAAUGAUUACCACAAUGCAGGCACAUGUCAGGGGGUGGCUUGAACGCAGAAGAUUUCAAAGAAUAAUGACCAAGGCUUUGUUUCAUGGAUCCAAUUUGAGAGCAGUUAUAAACAUGUAUCGUGCAAUGAUCCACCGAGUUAGAUAUCGACUUGGGCUUUGGAGAACACGGCAGGUUAUAAACCUUGCAGAGCUAGAAGAAUGGAUGGACAGAAAAAAAUACUAUGAAACAAUGUUUGCUAAGAGAGAAGAUUGGCAAGGACUAGAUCGAAAUGAACUCCUUAAGUACUUCAAUGACUGUGGUCAUUUCCCAACCCAGGCACAAAUUGAUGAUACUUGGGACCUGGUCCACAGAAGUAACCAAGAAAAAUAUUCUAGAGUGAUCAAAAAGUUCAAUGCAAUUGAAAUGUUAUUUACACUCUAUCCACCUAAAGGAGUCCAGAUUUCGAAUAACGUGAGACUCAGGUCCACUUGGCUGAGACCCAUAGUAAAUGGAGAAGAAGGGUACAAAUAUAUAGUGAGUGGACAUCCGGUACUCAAGAGAGCCAACAUCCGAGUUGUUGGGAAGUUGGUGGCAGCAUCCAUAAGAGAAAGGAAAACGAAACUACACUAUAAAUCAUGAGAAGUUGUAACACAAUGCUGUUAACCUUUAAUAGUUGAACCUAUCUAUCCAAAGACACAGGAAAACAAUGGCCAUGAUUUCAUUCUCAAUCAACAAGAAAAAAGACAAAACCAUUGAUUGAAUCAUCAUCAUCAUCAAAAAAAUCUGUUUUAUCAUACUGAUGUGAACCCAUGUAGUGUCAAGUAUUUCUUUCAUUGAAUUAAAAUUUGUUUUCUUCCAUUAUCAAUAAAUUCCA
This is a messenger RNA of Oryctolagus cuniculus (rabbit), 2976 nucleotides long. NCBI's taxonomy places the organism in Eukaryota, Metazoa, Chordata, Mammalia, Lagomorpha, Leporidae. The record is from RefSeq and is a predicted model, not a curated record.